Hevea brasiliensis (rubber tree) is the source of this 1706-nucleotide messenger RNA. RefSeq names its product UPF0481 protein At3g47200-like. The record is from RefSeq and is a predicted model, not a curated record. Bases 648 to 1619 code for a protein of 323 amino acids. NCBI's taxonomy places the organism in Eukaryota, Viridiplantae, Streptophyta, Magnoliopsida, Malpighiales, Euphorbiaceae. The transcript has 2 exons.
CAAUUGCCUUUUUAUUUAGUCACUUUUGCUUUAUAAUUGUCAGUUUUAUAAAAUUUUAAAUUGAAUAAAUCACACCUAAUAAAAAUUUUAUUCAACUGUCUUUCUUGUGAAGAAUACACUUGAAGGAGAGGGAGAAUUAGGAAGUGUUACAGCUAAAUAUAUCAUUUAUUCAUUUUUUUUUUAAUACAUCGGAGGAAGAGUUUUAGCUAAAUGAUUAAUUGACUGUAAUAAUAAGGUAGGAUGAUGCUUCCAAUAGAUCACAAAAUGGGAGGAGAAAUUAUUUAUUUUUGUUACGAAUCAUGAAGAAACCUCACUCCCUAUCAUAAACACAUUCCACCACCACUUAUCAUUGGUCUAAUCAUUUCAUUUCUUGAUGUGUUAUUUGGGUUUCUACAUAAAGGAUCUGCCCACACGAGAUCUUCAAAACUCGUCCACUAAGAUGGAGAUUGAGGAAACAUCAUCAACGAAGCAGAUGAGUGACCAGGUUUCACUUGAUAUUGAAAAAUUAGAAAGGUGUAUGAGAAGAGAGAUGGAAAGCUUGCAUCAUUUAUCAGAUCAGUGUUGCAUAUAUAGAGUUCCUGUGCAACUACGCGAGUUAAAUGAAAAAGCCUACACCCCUCGAGUAGUCUCCAUUGGCCCGCUUCACUAUGGGAAGGAGGAAUUUCGAGCAAUGGAAGAGCAUAAAAAAAGAAAACAUUCAAUUUCCCAGAGAGGAUUUUGUGAAAAUGAUGUUAACAGAUGCAGCUUUUUUGAUUGAGUACUUUCUAAAAAGAUAUUUCGGUGGCUGGCCAAAAGCAGAUCGUGUAUUCAGAAAACAACGACUUACAAACAAUAUAAGGUAUGACAUAUUGUUACUUGAGAAUCAGGUUCCUUUCUUCUUCCUUGAGAAGUUAUUGAAUCUAUCUAAGGUUGGAAUUUCCAUAGUUGAGUUGAUCCAGUGUUUUUUCACUCGUGAAGUUAUAAGGCUAUCUCUAAAGCUAAAAAACUUAUCGGAGAAGAGCUUUCAAGCGCUGCAUCUUGUUGACUUCCUAAGAAUAUGUCUGCAGCCAUCAAACCCAACUCCAAACAAAAAAUAUAGAAAUUUAUCGACACCCACUAUUACGCAUCUCCAUCAAGCGGGAGUGAAGUUUGAAUCCAGUUCAAGCAAUUGCCUACUUGACAUAAAAUUUGAAAAGGGAAUUUUGUAUAUUCCAGAAUGGAAAAUUACAGAUCAUACAGAAACUUUACUUAGGAAUAUAUUGGCCUUUGAGCAGUGCCAUUCGUCUGACAACUAUACCAGUGACUAUGUUAUUAUCAUGGAUUUUCUUAUUAACGAUGAAGAGGAUGUCCAACUACUCAUUCAAAAUGGAAUCAUAGAAAACUGGCUGCAGGAUAACCAAGCCGUAGCAACCUUUGUCAACAGUCUUGGCAAUCAGACUCUUGUGGGUGAGUAUUUCUAUUUUUCUGAUCUCGUUAAAGAUCUUAACGCAUACUGCAAGAUCCCUAGGAACAAGUGGAAGGCAACCUUGAAGCAAAAGUAUUUCAAUAAUCCAUGGACUAUUAUCUCUGUUAUAGCAGCUUCUUUUCUCCUCAUGCUCACUGUCAUCCAAACAGUAUGUUCCAUCCUUCAAGUGGACUAAUUAAUUUCCAACGAAUAUUGCAAUUGUAAUUCUAAUUAAGCAGGCUAUGUUAAUGUUAUAUAUAUUUCUGAUUAUGUUGUUAGUUUC